Chroicocephalus ridibundus (black-headed gull) is the source of this 5745-nucleotide messenger RNA. RefSeq names its product myosin IIIB (gene MYO3B). The transcript has 39 exons. Gene Ontology annotation, cellular component: stereocilium tip; filopodium tip; photoreceptor inner segment. Lineage: Eukaryota; Metazoa; Chordata; Aves; Charadriiformes; Laridae. Gene Ontology annotation, biological process: sensory perception of sound; positive regulation of filopodium assembly; peptidyl-serine phosphorylation. The record is from RefSeq and is a predicted model, not a curated record. Gene Ontology annotation, molecular function: microfilament motor activity; protein binding; protein serine/threonine kinase activity. The coding region runs from base 651 to 4700 and encodes 1349 amino acids.
CCGGGGGGAGGCUGCAUUCCCGGAGAGGUCUCCAGCCCUAUGGAGCUGCACCGCCGCCGUCUGUGGUGGGGGUCGCGCCUUAACGGAGAGGGGCUUCGAAAUGGCGGUCGCCGUUUGCCGUGAUGGCUGGCGCUCAGAGUGAGGCAGGGGCUGUCACCUCUCUGAGGGGGUCGGCGCUGGCACGGCUCGUCCCUACCGCCGGGAGCUCGUCUUUUUCCCGGGACGCAGAGAAGUCUGCUGUCGGCCCCGGGGAGGGGAGGGAUGGCGACCGCUGCCCCCCUCCCCCGACAGUCCGCGGCGCUGAGGAAAGCAAUACUCAAACAGGGGGAAAAAAACCAUCUCCAUGAUUAAAUGAUUAAAAAUGGCAGAAGAUGCUACAAGGCAAGAAGUAAGUAGGCGUGACACGGGAUUCAGGCACGCCAGGACAAAGCCAUGAAUAACUGAAGAAAAACACCUAGGUGAAUUCUAGUUGUCUAAUCCAAGGAAAUACAAGAGAGGAGGAAGGGAGAUGCAAGGAGAGCCUAUGGAUCAGCAAGAGAAAAGGAGAAGGGGGAAAAAAGCCUCGUACAAACCCUGAGUGUAACUGGCCAGGUUUAUUGCUCAGACAGACAGUACCUUUGGCUGAGUCCAGCAUAUGGCCAACAGGAGCUAUGUCAGCAGCUGAGAACACAGCAAGUCCUGAAGCAAACUGGAUUAGGACGCCAUUGUAUGGAUUGUUUCAAUAUAAUUCCAGCAUGAUUGGACUAGAAUCAUUAGCCGAUCCCUCAGAUACCUGGGAAAUUAUAGAGACUAUUGGGAAAGGCACUUACGGUAAAGUCUAUAAGGUUGCCAAUAAGAAAGAUGGCAGCCUGGCAGCAGUAAAGAUUCUGGAUCCUAUCAGUGAUGUAGAUGAAGAAAUUGAAGCAGAAUAUAAUAUUUUGCAGUUUCUUCCCAAUCAUCCUAAUGUUGUUAGGUUUUAUGGGAUGUUUUACAAAGCAGAUCAAUAUGUGGGAGGACAGCUCUGGCUAGUACUUGAGCUGUGCAAUGGAGGUUCUGUCACAGAGCUUGUCAAAGGCCUGCUGAAGUGUGGCCAACGGCUGGAUGAAGCUAUAAUCUCAUACAUCUUGUAUGGUGCUCUCUUGGGCCUUCAGCAUUUACACAAUAACCGGAUCAUUCAUCGUGAUGUGAAAGGGAACAACAUUCUCCUGACAACAGAAGGUGGAGUCAAGCUCGUUGACUUUGGUGUUUCAGCCCAGCUCACCAGCACACGGCUGCGUAGAAACACCUCAGUGGGAACACCCUUUUGGAUGGCACCUGAGGUCAUUGCUUGUGAACAACAGUAUGACUACUCAUAUGAUGCUCGAUGUGAUGUAUGGUCCUUGGGAAUAACAGCUAUUGAACUGGGGGAUGGAGACCCUCCUUUAUUUGACAUGCAUCCGGUGAAAACCCUUUUUAAGAUUCCAAGAAAUCCUCCUCCUACUUUGCUACAUCCUGAAAAAUGGUGCAGAGGAUUCAACCAUUUCAUUUCACAGUGUCUUAUCAAGGAUUUUGAGAAGCGUCCUUCAGUCACCCACCUUUUGGAGCAUCCGUUUAUUAAACAAGUACAUGGUAAAGAUAUGUCUCUGCAAAAACAGCUGUCUGAGCUCAUCCAAGAACAACAGCAUCUAGGCUCUGUAGCCAAAACAAGGCAUGAACGAAUACAUACUAGAAGACCUUACCAUGUGGAUGGAGCUGACAAGUACUCUCUAGAUGACGAUCUGGUAAAUCUAGAAGUUCUCGAUGAGGAUACAAUUAUCCAUCAGCUGCAGAAACGCUAUGCUGACUUACAGAUUUAUACUUAUGUUGGAGACAUUUUAAUAGCCUUAAACCCCUUCCAGAAUCUCAGCAUUUAUUCUCCCCAGUUUUCCAAGCUUUACCAUGGUGUGAAGCGUUCAUCAAAUCCUCCCCACAUAUUUGCUUCUGCAGAUGCUGCCUACCAAAGUAUGGUUACAUUCAGCAAAGAUCAGUGCAUUAUCAUCAGUGGGGAAAGUGGCGCUGGAAAGACAGAAAGUGCCCAUCUGAUCGUCCAACAUUUGACCUUCUUGGGAAAGGCCAAUAACCGUGCUUUGCGUGAGAAAAUUCUUCAGGUGAAUCCUCUGGUUGAAGCAUUUGGCAACGCCUGCACUGCCAUCAACGACAACUCAAGUCGCUUUGGAAAAUAUCUGGAAAUGAUGUUUACACCCACAGGAGCUGUAAUGGGGGCAAAGAUUUCUGAAUAUCUACUUGAAAAAUCAAGGGUCAUAAAACAGGCUGUGGGAGAGAAAAAUUUCCAUAUAUUUUAUUAUAUUUAUGCGGGCCUUUAUCAUCAGAAGAAACUUUCUGAAUAUAGACUUCCUGAUAAAAAGCCUCCUAGAUAUAUUGAUAAUGAAACUGGAAGAGUAAUGCAUGAUAUUGUUACUAAAGAUUCCUAUGGAAGACAGUUUGAAGCGAUUCAGCAUUGCUUUAGGAUUAUAGGAUUCACUGAUGAGGAAGUGUACUCAGUGUACAGAAUUCUGACUGGAAUCUUAAAUACUGGAAAUAUUGAGUUUGCUGCCAUUUCUUCACAACACCAAACAGACAAAAGUGAGGUUCCCAACCCAGAAGCCUUAGAUAAUGCUGCUGCAUUACUAAGUAUUGGGUCAGAAGAACUUCAAGAGGCCCUAACCUCCCACUGUGUUGUGACUCGAGGGGAGACCAUUAUCCGAACAAACACCGUGGACAAAGCAGCUGACGUGCGAGAUGCAAUGUCUAAAGCACUUUAUGGACGGCUCUUCAGCUGGAUUGUAAAUCGUAUUAAUACGCUACUUCAGCCAGAUAAAAAUAUAUGCAAUGCUGAAAAUGGGAUGAAUGUUGGCAUACUAGACAUAUUCGGAUUUGAGAACUUCGCAAGAAAUUCCUUUGAACAGCUGUGCAUAAAUAUUGCUAAUGAACAGAUCCAGUUUUAUUUCAAUCAACAUAUCUUUGCACUUGAGCAGAUGGAAUAUCAGAGUGAGGGAAUUGAUGCUACGACAGUGGAGUAUGAGGACAACCGUCCACUUCUAGAUAUGUUCCUCCAGAAACCCAUGGGUCUUCUGUCUCUACUAGAUGAAGAAAGUCGAUUUCCUCAGGCAACAGACCUAACUUUAGUUGAUAAAUUUGAAGAUAACUUACGAUGCAAAUACUUUUGGAGACCAAAAGGAGUAGAACUGUCAUUUGGUAUUCAGCACUAUGCUGGAAAGGUAUUAUAUGAUGCCUGUGCAUUCCUUGAGAAGAACAGAGACACUCUUCCUGCUGACAUAGUGGUGGUGUUGCGAACUUCAGAGAACAAACUUCUUCAGCAGCUAUUCUCUAGCCCAUUAACAAAAACAGGUAACUUGGCACAGGCAAGAGCCAGAGUGACGGCAGCGUCUAGGUCUUUGCCUCCGCAGCUUAGUGCUGGGCGUAUCAAGUCUCCUAAAUAUCUCCUGAAGGUCGACACGAUGGAGGUGAUGCGACACCCUGAGGAAACAACUAACAUGAAGCGGCAAACUAUGGCUUCCUACUUUAGGUAUUCCCUCAUGGAUCUUUUAUCCAAAAUGGUCGUUGGACAGCCUCACUUUAUCCGCUGCAUUAAACCUAACGAUGAUCGAGAAGCACUGACAUUUUCUCAUGAGAGAGUUCUACUGCAGCUACGAUACACUGGAAUUCUGGAAACUGUCAAAAUACGUCAAAAAGGGUAUUCUCAUCGCAUCCUCUUUGAAGAGUUUGUAAAAAGGUAUUAUUACCUUGCAUUCAAGGCACAUGAGACUCCCCUUGGUAGCAGAGAAAACUGUCUUGCCAUUUUGGAGAAAUCUAAACUAGACAACUGGAUUCUUGGGAAAACCAAGGUUUUUCUAAAGUAUUACCACAUAGAGCAGUUAAAUUUGUUCCUGAGAGAAGUUAUAGGGAGGGUGGUGGUCAUGCAAGCCUAUAUCAAGGGAUGGCUUGGAGCAAGGAGGUACAAGAAAGUCAAAGAGAAAAGAGAAAAUAGUGCUGUUACCAUACAGUCAGCCUGGAGAGGAUAUGAAGCUCGCAGGAAGUACAAGGAAAUAAGGAACAGAAGAACUGAUGCUGCUAUACAUAUUCAAGCAGUUUUCAGGGGAUAUAUUGUUCGGAAAAACUACACAAGAUUGAAAAACAGUACUGGCUGUGUAGCAGAUCCUCAGCUUAUGAGCAGCUGCUCUACUUCUGAUUUUGGCUGUGAAGAGCACUGGCAGCAAACCAGUAACCAGUCUUCUCCUGUGGUGCCUGAUUUUCUUGACAAACAAACAAAAAAGGAGGAUUUGGAUGAGAUUUCUGCUUCUCCAUAUAUUCUAAAACAUUCGUUCGAAAUGAAUGAUUCACAAUCAAUUAGCCAAUCCCAGUCAGUUGCAGACCAUCGGUUGUCAAGUCCCUUGAGAUCCCAUAAAAAAGGAGGUUCAGAAAACUGUCUUGAACAGAAGCUGAGAACACCUCGUCGACGAUGUCAGCAGCCCAAAACGCUGAAUAGCCCUGAGGACAACAUGUACUAUAACCAGUUAAAUGGAACUCUAGAAUAUCAAGGGAGCAAGAGGAAGCCAAGAAAACUUGGCCAAAUCAAAGUGCUUGAUGGAGAGGAUGAGUAUUACAAAUCAUUGUCAGCUGUUGAAUCUAUCGCUGAAGAUGACAGCUUUCUCGGUUCCCCAUCUCCUCCUUCUUCAAGAGGUGUGUCUUUUGCUCAAAGCUGAACCUCACUUACUCUAUUGACUAAUACUGGUAAGGGUAUUUUCAUGCCGGUAAUCCCAUCAAGCUAACUUCGUGCACGUGUGUUUAUGUAAUAUAUUAAAAAAUACAAUUUCAGUAACUUUCACUAAAUUAGACCUGGUUUUGCAGCUGCAAAUUGUCCCGUUUAACUGUAUUUCUAUAAGCAAUUCCAGUAAAGGGGAGCAGCACUACCUGUAUCUGUUGAUGUUGGUAAAAGACACAUUUCUUUAGCAGCAAGGUUGGUUUAUACAUUUCUGACCCCUUCUUCCCUGCUCCCCCCGGCUGCUGUUCCCACCCUGUGCCAUCCCUUCUGUUGUGCUGGCACAACUGCUGGUAGAGCUGUGUGAAAAAUAAGAUCAAGGAACUGAACUGGAUUAAAAGACCUCUGUACUGAAAAUUUUUCAUUUGGGGUGAAAAUGUUUUGUAUUUCAUUAGACUGAUAUUAAAUGUCAUGCUUUAUAACUUUCUGUGCAGUGUAUGGCUUUUAACAUGACAAAAAUGUACAGAGUAAAAUUAUCUAAAAGAAUAAUCGUGUCUCAAUUUACCUUGUAAAUAUUUUUCUUCUAAAGUAUUAGUUUACCGUAAGUUUAACUUGAAGAAUUAUUCCAAAUAUAAGAAGAAAAUAAUUUGAAAGUGAACUUUUCACACACUGCUUCAUAUUGCCCUUGCGACUGAACCCAUCAUUAUGACUCGUUAUCCAUGCAAAUAUUUAAUUUCUUUCCUAACCUGUAUCUCUGGACUCUGGUGAUUCCUACAUUUCCACAGCCCUCUUGUAUGUAGCAGGAAAAAAAAAAGUCACCUGCAAAGUUUUCUACUUGCUUUUCAUUUUCUUUCCAAAGAAACAAUAUGUAACUUUCUAUGGAACGCUGCGGUGCUUUGCUAGUAACCGUUUCUGUGACAGAAGCUGGCUAUUUCAUCCUACUCUUUACUUUCUGUUUCUGAGCCACGGUUUUGAUCUGUGACAAUUCUUUGCUUCUUUUCCAUACAAGCGCCUGUCAAAAACUUUUGGAAAGAAAACGUUCACAUGUG